CGGAAGGGGCGCUUGGGGGCGCGCCAUGGCCCGGGAGGCGGUGGCGUGGCCGCCUGAGGAGACUCUGUCGCUCUGGAAACGGGAGCAAGCCCGGCUGAAGGCCCUCGUCGUGGACCGGGACACGGAGGCGUGGCAGCGGGACGCCGCCUUCUCGGGGCUGCAGAGGGUCGGGGGCGUGGACGUGUCCUUUGUGAAGGGCGACAGCGUCAGCGCUUGUGCCUCCCUGGUGGUGCUCAGCUACCCCGAGCUCGAGGUGGUGUAUGAGGACUGCUGCAUGGUUAGCCUAACAGCGCCCUACGUGUCAGGCUUCCUGGCCUUCCGAGAGGUGCCCUUCCUGGUGGACGCAGUGCGGCGGCUGCAGGAGAAGGAGCCCCGCCUCGUGCCCCAGGUCCUCCUUGUGGAUGGAAAUGGGGUUCUCCACCACCGAGGGGGAAGGAGGCAUCUUCCACCCCAGCCUGACAACUGUGAAAUUGGGGCAGAGGGCUGCGUCCCGGGUCAGGCUGGCUCUCCCAGUCCUGUCUUCCCAGUCCUCAGUCCGCCGACAGGCCUCUGUUUACCUGGGAAGAUUCGGCGGGUUCUGGUUUGUUCUCUCUCCACACCGUCUCUCGACUACUUGGCUCACUGCCCCACCAGCCCAGCCUCGCUUUCUGCCCCUGCAGGCUUCGGAGUGGCCUGCCACCUUGGCGUCCUUACAGACUUGCCCUGCGUUGGGGUAGCCAAGAAACUCCUACAGGUGGACGGGCUAGAGAACGACGCCCAGCACAAGGAGAAGAUACGACUUCUGCGGGCUGGAGGAGAUUCAUUUCCUCUGAUAGGAGGCUCUGGGACUGUCCUGGGCAUGGUCCUGAAGAGCCACAAGCACAGCAGCAAGCCCCUCUACGUCUCUGUGGGCCACAAGAUAAGCCUGGAGGCCGCCGUGCGCCUCACUCGAGGCUGCUGCAGGUUCCGGAUCCCAGAGCCCGUGCGCCAGGCUGACAUCCGCUCUCGGGACUACAUCCGCAGGACCCUGGGAGUCCCCGGGCCCCCCGCACCAGGGCAGGAGAGGAGCCAGAAGGUGCAGAGGCCAAAGGUGUGCCCUCAGGAAGGUUCGGAAGAGCCGGAAGGUGAGGGCAGGCCCCCCGAGGCCCACAGCUGAGGCCCCAAGACACUGGAAAGGCCAGCAGUGGCAGUGGGGAGCUGAGCUGGACAUGGCAAAGAGCUCAGGCUGCCUGACUUCCCGCCCCUGCCUGGAGUAGUGACUGGGGGCACGGUCCCCCCAGUAACAGGUAGAGCGCCCAGGCCCCAGCACACGGCGGCCACACCACCCACGGGGACGGCAGCAGGCUUGGCCCUGCUGGGAUGGGCCCGGGCAGCGGCCCCUCCUGCUCCGAGGUCUCGGUCACGAGGCUGUCAAGAGCUCCGCACGAGACAGAUCUCACACCACAGAGCACCAGCCCCAGAAGGAGCCUGACGUUGCUUUCCCAGGAGCACAGGAAGGGUAUUUAAGGUUCAUGGGGAUUUUCUGAUGUGUUUUGUUUUUUUCUAAAAGUGCCCAGGUGGGCUUAAGACUACCA
Molecule: messenger RNA, 1553 nt
Organism: Leptonychotes weddellii (Weddell seal)
Lineage: Eukaryota; Metazoa; Chordata; Mammalia; Carnivora; Phocidae
Gene: ENDOV
Product: endonuclease V
Biological process (GO): DNA repair
Cellular component (GO): nucleolus; cytoplasm
Molecular function (GO): single-stranded RNA binding; RNA endonuclease activity producing 5'-phosphomonoesters, hydrolytic mechanism
Source: RefSeq, a predicted model, not a curated record